GUUAUUUCUUACUCUGCUGAUAAGAACGCUGUCACCACUGCACAUAACCCAAAUAAUUGUUCUCCUGCUUACUCAUUGCCCAACAAUCCAAUUCUUCUUCAAAACCAUCUUCAAAAAUGAAGCUUGACAAGAAAAAGCUCAAGAAAACAAGAAAAUCCCACGACCAAGAAUCGCCAUUACUGCCCAAAACAAUAGAAAACGACCCGAAAACCGCUGAUGGAGCUUCGUUUCUUGGUGCGGUGUUUAAUCUUUCAACAACUAUUAUUGGCGCUGGUAUCAUGGCAUUACCUGCUACCAUGAAAGUGCUCGGACUUGGCCUUGGGAUUGCUAUGAUAGUGUUUGUUGCUGUCCUGACUGAGUGUUCUUUAGAGAUUCUGUUGAGGUAUAGUAAGGCGGGGAAAGUGGAUUCUUAUGGUGCUGUAAUGGCGGAUGCUUUUGGGAACGGUGGUCGGAGGUUGCUUCAGGUUCUUAUAACUCUUAAUAUUGUUGGGAUCCUCAUUGUCUACAUGAUUAUAAUUGGUGAUGUAUUGUCUGGAACAUCUUCGAGUGGAGUUCAUCAUGCUGGUGUACUGGAAGGAUGGUUUGGUAGCCAAUGGUGGAAUAGCCGGAUGAUUGUUCUUCUUUUUAUAACUCUUGCUGUAUUUGCUCCAUUGGCAUGCUUCAAGAGGAUAGAUUCAUUGAGAUAUACAUCUGCUUUGGCAUUUGCACUUGCGGUUGUUUUCCUUGUUAUUACUGGUGGAAUUACAGUUUACAAAAUAGUUGAUGGAAGUGUUUCUAUGCCAAGGUUACUUCCCAAUAUUACUGAUAUCACAUCUUUUUGGACUCUCUUCACUGUCAUUCCCAUUCUUGUUACAGCAUUUAUCUGUCAUUUCAAUGUACAUACAAUCGAAAAUGAGCUGGAAGACUCGUCUCAGAUUGCGCCAGUCGUCCGAAGUUCACUUGCCCUAUGCUCUACUGUCUACAUAAUGACAAGCUUCUUCGGAUUCCUCUUGUUUGGAAACUCAACAUUGGAUGAUGUAUUAGCCAACUUUGAUACCAAUCUCGGGAUCCCUUACAGUUAUAUGUUUAACGAUGUUAUUCGAAUAAGCUAUGCGCUGCAUCUGAUGCUUGUUUUCCCUGUCGUCUUUUAUCCGCUGCGCCAGAAUUUGGACGGUCUACUAUUUCCCUCGGCUAGGCCACUCGUUUCAGAUAAUUUCAGGUUUACAUUGAUCACCAUAACAAUCCUUUUCCUGACAUUCUUGGGAGCAAAUUUCAUACCUAGCAUCUGGGUUGCUUUCCAAUUCACUGGAGCAACUUCUUCAAUUUGCAUUGGAUUCAUCUUCCCUGCUGCCAUUGCCCUCAGGGAUCCCCAUUUGGUAGCAUCAAAGAAGGACAAGAUAGUGUCAGCUUUCAUAAUAUGUCUAGCUGUGUUCUCAAGUUUGGUGGCCAUUUACAGUGAUGCAUUUGCUUUGUUCAAAAAGAAUCCUUCCACAAGAUCAUGAUUUUCUUUGGUGUUUCAUUAUUUGCUCAAUCAUCUAAAAAGGAUGCAGAAUUUUGCAAGCCAAGGAAAAUAAGUUGAAUAGAAGAACAUUCAACUAGCUGAUGUACAAAUUAUAAAAUGUUGCAAUAUUGUGUUAGUUUGCAAGAGAAUUUGUUGUAUUUUGGUGAGGGAUUAGCAUGGAUGGUAAAUUUAUUGCUUAAUUUAUUCUUUUACUUCAUUUUAUAUAAAAAUAAAUGCUUAUUUA
Molecule: messenger RNA, 1724 nt
Organism: Mercurialis annua (annual mercury)
Lineage: Eukaryota; Viridiplantae; Streptophyta; Magnoliopsida; Malpighiales; Euphorbiaceae
Product: amino acid transporter AVT6A-like
Exons: 5
Coding region: 117-1481 (454 amino acids)
Biological process (GO): amino acid transmembrane transport
Molecular function (GO): amino acid transmembrane transporter activity
Source: RefSeq, a predicted model, not a curated record